AGUUCCAGUAAUUAAGCUUAAUUGGCCCAGGACUACUGAUCAAGCAAGAAUGGUGAAGAUAGCUUUUGGGAGUCUUGGUGACUCUUUCAGUGCUGGCUCUCUCAAGGCUUAUUUAUCUGAGUUCAUUGCCACUCUUCUUUUUGUGUUUGCUGGUGUUGGAUCGGCUAUCGCUUACAGUAAGCUCACAACAGAUGCAGCCUUAGACCCACCUGGCCUAGUGGCGGUUGCUGUGGCUCAUGCAUUUGCACUGUUUGUGGGAGUCUCCAUAGCAGCCAACAUUUCCGGUGGCCAUUUAAAUCCAGCUGUCACCUUUGGACUGGCCAUUGGAGGCAACAUCACCAUCCUUACUGGCCUUUUAUAUUGGAUUGCUCAAUGCCUCGGCUCCAUUGCCGCCUGCCUCCUCCUCAAAGUCACUACAAGCGCUGAGAGCAUCCCAACUCAUGGGGUCGCUUCAGGGAUGAGUGCUGUUGAAGGAGUGGUGAUGGAGAUUGUCAUAACCUUUGCCCUUGUCUACACAGUCUAUGCCACCGCCGCAGAUCCCAAAAAGGGCUCCAUUGGAAUUAUAGCACCCAUUGCAAUUGGGUUCAUUGUUGGUGCUAACAUCCUUGCUGCUGGCCCGUUCAGUGGCGGCUCAAUGAACCCAGCUCGCUCAUUUGGCCCAGCUGUUGUUAGCGGAGACUUCUCACAGAACUGGAUCUACUGGUUAGGUCCACUCAUUGGAGGUGGAUUGGCUGGGCUUGUUUAUGGAGAUAUUUUCAUUGGGUCUUAUACCGCUGCCCCAGUUUCCGAAGACUAUGCCUAAAGGUUGCAUAGGCUUGCUUUGUGUUGACUUGUGAAUUGUACUCUUUUUUUUU
Messenger RNA from Populus euphratica (Euphrates poplar), 854 nucleotides. Its product is annotated as probable aquaporin TIP-type. Lineage: Eukaryota; Viridiplantae; Streptophyta; Magnoliopsida; Malpighiales; Salicaceae. Bases 50 to 802 code for a protein of 250 amino acids. Gene Ontology annotation, molecular function: water channel activity. Gene Ontology annotation, biological process: water transport; transmembrane transport. The record is from RefSeq and is a predicted model, not a curated record. Gene Ontology annotation, cellular component: plant-type vacuole membrane. The transcript has 4 exons.